Molecule: messenger RNA, 1318 nt
Organism: Lingula anatina
Lineage: Eukaryota; Metazoa; Brachiopoda; Lingulata; Lingulida; Lingulidae
Product: organic cation transporter protein-like
Biological process (GO): transmembrane transport
Cellular component (GO): membrane
Molecular function (GO): transmembrane transporter activity
Source: RefSeq, a predicted model, not a curated record
AUGUUUUUCAUUUUAUUGGUUCUUCCGGAGUCGGUGCGAUGGCUGCUCGCUCAUGGUCGACAUGAAGAAGCAAAGGCAAUCAUUACAAGAGUAGCUGCCGUCAACAAGGUCACACUGGAUCCAGAUGUACUCGAUGACUUUUUAUUGAAGGGAGACCAGGAGAAGAGAGUGACGCACACUCCUGUUGAUUUAUUUAAAACUCUGAAUAGGGCUAAAGUUACUCUGAAUCUUGCUUUCGUCUGGUUGGUGAACGCUUUGGUAUAUUAUGGCCUCUCCUAUGGUACUCAAGAUCUCGGGGGCAACCUGUACCUCAAUUUUACACUUAUGGGCAUGGCAGAUAUUCCCGGACAGUUACUUGCGCUUUUCAUUUUGGAUAGGAUAGGGCGUCGGAAGAUUCUGCUAAUCUUUAUGGUAUUUGGGGGACUGGCAUGCAUUGUUGCUGUUCUCAUACCAAAAGGCCUGCAAUGGCUGACUGUAACACUGGCUUUACUGGGGAAGAUGGCAAUAAGCACCUCCUUUGCUAUCAUCUAUAUUGUUACUAGCGAGAUCUAUCCCACUGUGAUAAGGCACGUCAGCUUAAGCGUUCAUUCCUCGGUUGCACGGUUAGGUGGUCUUUUGGCCCCUCAGAUUCUCCUCUUGGAAACUAUCUACAAGCCGCUGCCGUUCAUAGUAAUUGGGUUGUGUUCCGUGACCGCCGGAGGGCUGACGAUGUUGCUGCCAGAGACCCUGGGAAAACCCCUGUCUCAGACCAUGGCCGCUUUCGACACGGUGAUAAAUGGAAGUUCCAGAACAGCAAUGCAUCAGAAGCAAGAGGAGUGUGUCACUAAUACCGACGUAUAGAAAAGAUCAUUUUUUGGCAGGAAAAUAUUUCAUUAUGACUAUUCAACAGAAGAAUUAAAAGUGAACUAGUCACCUUUACUGAAUUUCUUCGUCAUAUCAAAGUGAUAAUGACGCUUAUGGACGAACCAAACUAAGGUCAUUGGUAUCGAUACUUGGAGAACAAAGUGUACAUAUAUAUAUCUAAAGACUCUGUGUGUCUUAAAGCUCAUGAGUUAACUGAGUUUCAUGACCUACUUUUUACACCAUUUAUCCUUUUUGCGAUUGCCCAAAGUUCAUUGCAUGCAUUAUCAGUUUAAGUUUGGGGAAGACAUUCUAUAAAGCCUUAUUCGCUUCGGCGUGAGGAAAUAGGUUAACUCUCCUUAAUGUUGAUAUCAAAGUAAAGAUAAAAAACAGAAUGGCAUUGCAUUCCUUUCUUUAAUGAUUCAAAAAUCGCAAUUUAAACAAUUUUACUACAUAUUGCCGAUACGGUUGGAUGCGU